CAGGCGGCCGAGCGAACGGGCGAGCGAGCGAGCGAGCGACAGAGAGAGAGAAGAGCUCCAGCGGCGAAUCGCGGACCAUAGCCGAUGUGGAGGAUCACGCACGAAUGAAAUUACCCGAGAGCCUAGCCGACGUGUUCCGUCUGUGGCACGACGAGUCGUCUCGGGACGAGCUGUUGGAUCCGUCCGUGGAAGACUCUCAUCCGUCUCGGCUAUGGUUGUAGCUAGCAGCGGCGGGUGGAUACAAAAUGUCAGUUCGCCCGUCGGGCCGAACAACAAUACCAACGUGAACCAAAACAACGCGCCGAACAACAAGAUGACCGCCAAGGGCGUCCUGAUCUGUCGGGACAAUUCCCAUCCGUUCCAAGAGCGGACGUUGACGCUGGAGCAGCCGAUGAAGAUCGGUCGUUCGGUGGCCAGGGCGAGAGCCGCGCUGAACAACGCGAUCUUCGACUGCAAGGUGUUGUCGAGGAACCACGCGUUGCUCUGGUACUCCUCCGGCAAGUUCUACCUGCAGGACACGUGCAGCAGCAACGGCACGUUCGUCAAUAACCAGAGACUCAGCGCCUCCGGCCUGGAGUCGACGCCCAAGGAGGUAUGCUCCGGGGACAUAGUGCAAUUCGGCGUGGACGUGGUGGAAAGUACAAAGAAAGUUACACACGGAUGUAUAAUCGCGACGUUAAAGUUGUACCUGCCGGACGGCAAGGAAGCCAAGGCCAGCCUCAGCACCUCCGUCAGCUCGCCCGCCGGUAACGUAUCCUUGGAGGAUCUCUAUAAACUCAAUCAGGUGAUGCAGGAGGCCUCGAGGCGCGAGAAGGCCCUCUACUCGAAGCUGGGCUACCUGCAGCAGCUCGUGGAGAACACCCGGAAGGCCGCCAACCAGUCGUGGAAGGCGCUGAUCACGGAGGACCGCCUGCUGUCGUGGGUCGUCACCGUCGAGAGCCAGUUGGCGGUCUACUCGAAGAACUACACCGAGGACAAGAUCAGGAACGACCUGGCCAAGUUGCAGGACGAGAAGGCGCAGUAUCAGAACGCCGCGAAGGAGGCGUUGCAGAAGAUCCUGCAGGAGAAACUCGAGGUCACGCAGAGACUGGUGCAGCUGGAGGGCCGUCUGAGCGAGACCGAGGAGGAGUGCCAAAGCCUGCACAAUGUCGCCAAGUACACGCAGACGGAGCUGCAAGAGCUCAGCGCCAAGUACGCGGAUACGCAGAAGAAGCUCCAGGAGACCACCAACAAGCUCGUGGAGAGCGAGGAGAAGGUGAAGGACGUGUUGCUGAGCGCGGAGCAGGAGAAACGCGACCUGACCAAGCGACUCGAGGACCAGUCGAGGAUCGAGAAGCGCCUGCGGGCGAGAUUGCGCGACUCCCGCUCGGACUCGGUCAAUAUCUACAAGCAGAUCACCGCCCUGAGGAAUUACACGCAGACCUUGCAGGAUAUGAAUCUGAAGUUGGAGGUGGGCGGGAAUCUCGACUCGAAGGCCGAGGAAGAUCCCAUAGAGGCGAUAAACACCAUCCUCAACAAGCUGAAUUCCAUCCACGUGGACAACAUCGAGAUGGAGAGCGACGUCAAUUGCUACAAGCCCGAGCAGGACGACCAGACGAGCUCGCCGGACGUGGACUCGAAUCAGCUCAAGUCCGACCUGUCCUUCAGUAAAGACCAGCAGCAGGUCACGGACUACGUCGGCUGCUUCACGGAGUAUAUCCUGCCGCCCGCGCCGUUGUCCUCCAGGAGAACCCUGGUCAACGGCAACGCCAACCUGGACAACCCCGACGACGCGGACUCCGACACGAACUCGGAGGCGACCGACGAUGCCUGCAGCGUUGCGACGAGCGACGACGCGAGCGAGAAGACCGUCGUGGAGAACAGGAAGGAGGGACUCAAGCAGGCACCCUGUAAGAUGGAGGUGCGAUUCGCCAACACCGAGGGUGUUCAGCACGCGGAGCUGCACUACGAGCCGAUCGAACAAAUCGACAACGUCGCGGAGAUAUCGCUGGAAACGCUCGUCGGUAGCAACGAGGAUGCGACGUUCGUCGACGGCAGCACGGACGAGCAGCCGCGUCCGCUCGACGUGGCGGCGAAACGCGCGGAGAACGAGGAGCGGCUGGAGGGCGACUACGUGAAGACCCUGAAGCCCACCACGAAGAACGACGCGAUGCAGCCGUGUUACCACAGCAGGGAAUACAUACUGCAGACGCUGAUCGGAUCGCUGGACAGCCUGAGGAGCGAGGACAGCCUGGAGGCGCGGCAGAUCGUCAAGCGGGAGCUCGACGAGCUGAAGGACUGGCUGACGCGCGAGUCCACCGAGCUCGUCGUCGACAAGCUGCGGGAGCUCUACUACCGCACCAAGAACGAGGCGCAGCGCAUGAUGGAGAUCAACGAGGAGCUGGUCAUCGUGAAGGAGAAGUACAACGCGAUCGUCGAGGAGAAAGCGGACCUGGCGAAGAAAUACGGCGCGCUGCGGGCGCAGUGCGGCGAUCUGCUCAGCGCGACCUACACCGUGCCGAUACACUACGUCGCGCCUAUCGCGAUCAUGCUCGUGUGGAUGCUGCUGGAGAAGAUAUUCUAAUGCGGCCCUUCCUCUCCUCCCUGAUAUGUAUACUCUUCUUUCCGGUAUAUAUGUACAUACAACACACACGCACCGUCGAUCGAUAUUACCCUUUCGUGUUUCUCCUUCGUUUUUUCCUCUGUCUCUUUCUGUGCUUUAUUGUCUUUCGUUCAUCUUCUUCUUUUAACAUUGUAUGGCGCAACGGCGAAAUUUCUUAAGCUAACCGACUAGUUUCAUCGAUCGAGUACGAUUAGACACUCUCACCACAUGAAUGCUUAAGCGUCUCGUUAUGCGAUCGAACGCUUUUUAUACGAACAAACGCUAAGGAUUGUAUAUAUUUGUUUAAUUCACCUGUCCCCGUGAGUCGCGGGCCGGGGUAUAAGCGGAGUG
Messenger RNA from Dinoponera quadriceps, 2932 nucleotides. It is a transcript of the gene Slmap, whose product is annotated as sarcolemmal membrane-associated protein. Gene Ontology annotation, molecular function: protein binding. The coding region runs from base 212 to 2563 and encodes 783 amino acids. NCBI's taxonomy places the organism in Eukaryota, Metazoa, Arthropoda, Insecta, Hymenoptera, Formicidae. The record is from RefSeq and is a predicted model, not a curated record. The transcript has 2 exons.